This is a messenger RNA of Xiphias gladius (swordfish), 682 nucleotides long. It is a transcript of the gene lgals2b, whose product is annotated as lectin, galactoside-binding, soluble, 2b. Lineage: Eukaryota; Metazoa; Chordata; Actinopteri; Istiophoriformes; Xiphiidae. Bases 15 to 410 code for a protein of 131 amino acids. The record is from RefSeq and is a predicted model, not a curated record. Gene Ontology annotation, molecular function: laminin binding; galactoside binding; carbohydrate binding. The transcript has 4 exons.
UGAAGACAGCCAAGAUGAAAGUCAAGAACAUGACAUUCAAGGAGGGGCAUGAGUUCAAGAUCCGCAUCAAGCCUAAGGACGACUGCAAUUCCUUUGCCAUCAACAUCGGUCAUGACUCUGAGAACGUCGCAUUGCACUUCAACCCACGUUUCGACUGCAGCGGCGACUCCAACGUCAUCAUCUGCAACUCCUUGUCCGGGGGAAGCUGGGGCGACGAGCAACGUGAGGGACACUUCCCCUUCGUGCGUGGGGAGGAAUGCAAGUUUUACAUCAACUUCAACAACGAGCAGUUCUACAUCAAGCUCCCCGAUGGCGCCAUGAUGAAUUUCCCCAACCGACUGGGAGACGUCAAGUACAAGUACUUUGACGUCAGCGGCGAUGCAAGGAUCGUCGGCAUCAAGAUCAAGUAGAGAUCGACCUCGUCUUGACCCUUAACUCUUGACCUGUCCAUCUUUUGUUUGUUGCUGAACAGUCCGUUUUAUAUUACUGAGUCCAGGCCUGAUUGUUCAUCUUUUCUCCUGUUGAGGCUUAUGGAAAUAUAACACUAGAAAUUUACAUCAACAUGGAGCGCUGAUAUUGUAAUAAGAGGAAAUGGCCUAAAGAGGGAGCCACAGCACAUCUUACCGGACUGUGUCUGCUUGGCAUCCCAUCAGUCACUGGGUUUGAUAAUAAAUGCUGUGAA